AUGAGCGUUCGUAAAAUUCAAAGGGAUCCAGGACCUCAGACUGAAGGGUACAAAGGAGUAUUCAAGGGAAUUUCAGAGAACCUGAAUGUGGGAGUAGGCAAGUACGCUCCUCCAAUAGCCAUGGAAUAGAGAGAACAUCACUACAACAUUGGAUGGAAACCAUGGCAAUAAUCAAAUGAAACCGUUUAUGAAGUAGACUACAAACCAAACAAAGAUAUAGUGAAGAGAGACAAUGUACAGAUGUUGUAAUCGUUAUUUAGUGUGCCAAUAUGCAUCCAUCAACCAUACAUAUUGAUCACAUUAAUGUGCCUUACAAAAAGGAUACUCACUUCAACUCCGAAUAUAAGAAUUACAAGGACUAUCAGAAUCCCCCCAGAGCCAAACCUAUUAGAGACAAGCUUACCUUGAUGGCCACUCAAAUAGUGAUGGGUGAUGACCAUCCAAAUUACAAGACUGCCUAACUGAUUGCCCAAGAACCCAAACCCCCGCAAAGACAAUUGGUUUAUCAUCCGAAACCAGAGAAAUACGACAUCAUUACUAAUCAUGAGGUAUGUGCUGUGGAAGUAUGACCAUUAGGCAAAUUAAGAGAGAAUAAAAAAGGCAUCUGCUUUCGACUAUUGGAAUCCGACUACAGAGAAGAAACAUCAGUCAUUCAACACUUCCGAGAUCCCUCAAUAUAGAAUGGGUAGUAGAGAUCCUAUUACGGGGAGAUUUAUUUCCUGA
This is a messenger RNA of Paramecium octaurelia, 723 nucleotides long. Lineage: Eukaryota; Ciliophora; Oligohymenophorea; Peniculida; Parameciidae. The record is from the annotation of a GenBank genome assembly.